Molecule: messenger RNA, 3729 nt
Organism: Acanthamoeba castellanii str. Neff
Lineage: Eukaryota; Discosea; Longamoebia; Acanthamoebidae
Product: premRNA-splicing factor ATP-dependent RNA helicase PRP16, putative
Exons: 8
Coding region: 1-3729 (1242 amino acids)
Biological process (GO): mRNA splicing, via spliceosome
Cellular component (GO): intracellular anatomical structure; spliceosomal complex
Molecular function (GO): ATP binding; RNA binding
Source: RefSeq, a predicted model, not a curated record
AUGAGCAGCAUCACACCCGAAUUGGUGGAGGAAAUCGCGCCCAAGGUCUCCAAGGCAUUGGACUUGAGCAAUGUGAACACAACGCUGACUCAGCAGAUUGCAACACUCGCUUUGGCACAUCAAGAUUUCGAUAGAUUUCGGGAUGAAUGCAACAAGCGCUUCCCAGUCAAGCAGGCCAUCGCCCUGAAGGAGGUGCAUCAGAAAGUUCUGGCAAGGGCGGCCGUUGCCAGCUUUGCCGAGUUCUCGGACAAGGCAGAGAAGCUCGAGGCAUCACAAGCCGUCACCGGUGGUCUACAGAGGAAGGAAAUGGGCGAGGAGCGCCCAACGUUCAAGAAGCCCGACACCAAGGGAUCGCUGCUCGGCCUCGACCGGCUGGCAGCGGUGAAGAGGCAGGAACGCGAAGAGAGGGAGAAGAAGGAGAGGGAGCAAGCUGCCAAGCGGCCUCGCCUCGCCGAGGACGAAGACGACUUCGCCAAGCCCACAGCCGGCGACAUGCGACGACGCAACUACCGAGACAAGGGGUCGGGUGCCGACACGCCCUCCCACCCCGGUGGCGUCGAUCAGGCCGCGCUCAACCGCAUCGCCGACCGCGACCGACGAGCGCGGGACAGCCGAAGCGGCGGCGGGCGCUGGGACUCGCGCGAGCCGGUGAGGAGAGACGGCGGCGGGAGGGACUACGAUCGAGACAGAGGGCGCGACCGAGGAGGCCGAGGCAGCAGCAGGGAGUGGGACGAACAGGAGAGGGAGAGGCGAGAGCAGGAGGCACGACUCGAGGAGGAGUGGGAGAAUCGGCCGAGGCGCGGUCCUCGCGUGCCCGUGGCGGAGACGCCUCGCGGGUACGACCGCGGCGACUCGUCGACAACCGGAUACGGCCGCACGCCGAGCCGCACACCCAGCCGCACCCCGGCGCGCACCCCCGCGCACGGCGGCGCCACGCCUCGGCGUCCAGUGCGCUCGACCCCGCGAAGAGAGGCGAUUGGGGCCGAGGAGUACGAGGGUUAUGAGAGGGAGUACGAACGAGAGCUGUACGGCGAAGAGGCGGCGGACGACGACAAGAGCUACUUCAUGGGCGACGAGGAGAAGUUCAAGAAGAUGGAGGAGGAGAUCGCGCGCAAGCAGGUGGAGCAGCUGAAGAAGAAGUACAACGAGAAGCACGAGGACGCCCGACGGUGGGAGGAGACGCAGCUGCUCAUCUCCGGCGUGGUGAUGCAGCGCUCGGUCGAGACCGAGUUCGAGGAGGACGAGGAGAAGCGGGUGUCGCUGCUCGUGCACGACAUCAAGCCGCCCUUCCUCGAUGGCCGCGUGGCGCACACCACGCAGCAGACCAUGGUAUCGGCCGUGCGGGAUCCCACCUCCGAUCUGGCCGUGCUCGCGCGCAAGGGCUCGCAGGUGGUGCGCGAGCAGCGCGAACUGCGGGACCGCAUGAAGGGCCAGGACAAGCACUGGGACAUCCACGGGAAGCGGAUCGCGUCGGCCAUGGGCGUCAAGACCACGUCGUCGGAGGAGGGAGAAGCGCAGGCAACGCGCGAGGACGGCGAGGUCGACUACAGGGCCUCGAGCCGGUUCGCCGACCACAUGCAGGAGAAGUCCCAGGCCGUCUCCGCCUUUGCCAUGUCCAAGACCAUCAAGCAGCAGCGCGAAUACCUGCCCAUCUUUCAGAUCCGCGAGCAACUGAUGAGCGUCAUCCGGGAGCACAACGUGAUCGUGAUCGUGGGAGAGACGGGUUCGGGCAAGACGACGCAGCUCACGCAAUACCUCCACGAAGAUGGCUUCACCAAGUGGGGCCGCAUCGGGUGCACGCAGCCGCGUCGUGUGGCCGCCAUGUCCGUUGCCAAGCGUGUCUCCGAGGAAAUGGGCACCAAGCUGGGCGACCUGGUGGGCUACUCCAUUCGAUUUGAAGACUGUACCUCUGACAAGACAGUGAUCAAGUACAUGACGGACGGUGUGCUCCUGCGAGAGUCCCUGCACGCCGGCGAUCUGGACGAGUACUCGGCCGUGGUGAUGGACGAAGCGCACGAGCGUUCCCUUCACACGGACGUGCUCUUCGGCAUUCUCAAGAAGGUGGUGGCCGCGCGCCGCGACUUCAAGCUCAUCGUCACCUCCGCCACUCUCGACGCCGAGAAGUUUUCGCAGUAUUUCGGCAACGUGCCCGUGUUCCACAUUCCAGGCCGUACUUUCCCUGUCGACGUGAUGUGGGCCAAGACACCGGUCGAUGACUAUGUGGAGGGCGCAGUGAAGCAGGCGAUUACGAUUCACCUGUCGCACCCGCCCGGUGAUAUUCUCAUCUUCAUGACGGGUCAGGAGGACAUCGAAGUCACCUGCACCCUCAUGGCCGAGCGGCUCAAGCAGAUCGGCGACGAGGUGCCGCCGAUCGCCAUCCUCCCGAUCUACUCGCAGCUGCCCGCCGACCUGCAGGCCAAGAUCUUCCAGCGAACGGACAGCGGGGAGCGCAAGUGCAUCGUGGCCACCAACAUCGCCGAGACGUCGCUGACGGUGGACGGCAUCAUCUACGUGAUCGACACGGGCUACUGCAAGCUCAAGAUGUACAACCCGCGCAUCGCCAUGGACGCCCUGCAGAUCACGCCCAUCUCGCGGGCCAACGCCAACCAGCGCGCCGGCCGCGCCGGGCGUACGGGUCCGGGCCACUGCUGGCGGCUGUACACGGAGAACGCCUACUGGCACGAGAUGCUCGACAGCACGAUCCCCGAGAUCCAGCGCACCAACCUGGGCAACGUGGUGCUGCUGCUCAAGUCGCUCGGCAUCGACAACCUGCUGCAGUUCAACUUCAUGGACGCCCCGCCGCAGGACAACAUCAUCAACUCGCUCUACGGCCUGUGGGUGCUGGGCUGCCUGGACAACACGGGCGGGCUCACCCCGCUCGGGCGCAAGAUGGUCGAGUUCCCGCUCGACCCGCCCCUCUCCAAGAUGCUCAUCAUGGGCGAGCAGGAGGGCUGCUCGGCCGAGAUCCUGACCAUCGUGUCGAUGCUGUCGGUGCCCAACGUGUUCUUCCGGCCCAAGGGGCGCGAGGAGGAGGCCGACCGCAAGCGGGAGCACUUCUCGGUGGUGGAGUCGGACCACCUGACGCUCCUGCACGUCUACCAGCAGUGGAAGCACAACCACUACUCGGGCCAGUGGUGCACGGAGCACUACGUCCACGUCAAGGCCAUGCGCAAGGUGCGCGAGAUCCGCACGCAGCUGCUCGACAUCAUGAAGCAGCAGAAGAUGGAGUACGUCUCGUGCGGCACCGAGUGGGACAUCGUGCGCAAGGUCAUCUGCAGCGCCUACUUCGGCAACGCCGCCAAGCUCAAGGGCAUCGGCCAGUACGUCAACCUCCGCAACGGCAUGCCCUGCCACCUCCACCCGUCGUCGGCCCUCUUCGGCUCCGGCACGACGCCCGACUAUAUCGUCUACCACGAGCUCGUCAUGACCACGAAGGAGUACAUGCGCGUCGUGACCGCGGUCGACCCCGAGUGGCUCGCCGAGCUCGGCCCCAUGUUCUUCUCGCUCAACCUCUCCCACAUGGACCGCCUCAAGAAGCGACAGCGCGAGAAGGAGGAGAAGCAGGACAUGGAGGAGGAGCUCCAGAUCCGCCUCGAGCGCGAGAAGCUCGAGAAGAUGAAGGAGGACCUCGAGGCCAAGCAGAAGAGCCAGAAGGCCUUCCGCCUCGCCACCCCCGGCCGCCGAGAGCCCGGCACCCCCCGCCGCACCCCCGCCCGCUUCGGCCUGUGA